This is a messenger RNA of Polychytrium aggregatum, 1731 nucleotides long. RefSeq lists its product as uncharacterized. Lineage: Eukaryota; Fungi; Chytridiomycota; Chytridiomycetes; Polychytriales. The transcript has a single exon. The coding region runs from base 194 to 1651 and encodes 485 amino acids. The record is from RefSeq and is a predicted model, not a curated record.
AUCUCGGUCACCCAUGGUGUGUAUUGUGUAUUGGUCAUUUGGGGCUGUCCCUCUGUCGUAUGGAUCUACUCAACAUGGGACACUCGGUUCCCAACGGCCGAACUAGAUUAUCGCCAUGGUUACCAUUUCGAUCCAUUGCCCAAGCCUUUCUCUGGCAAUGUCCAAGUAGAAAUCAGUCGGAUCUCUCUUUUCAAUGUGUCCGCUCAAUGCUCGCUCUGCGUUCGCUUGCCGGAUCUCGAUCUGGCCAUCUCCCUCCCGAUCAUCCCUUCGCUUCCGAUCGUUCCGAGCUCCCCUUUCUUCACGCUUGAGCGCCCUUCGUGGUGCCACUGUAUGUGCCUUCGACUGGCAGUCCCGGCCUUCACACCAUCGUCUCAGACAUUCGUUUUUCAGAGCCAGCCACGAUUGCCCCAGACCUGUCCUGCAAUCCCCUUCCCAACAUCACUUCAAAAUGACCUACGAUGGAGAGUCUCAUCUCGUGUCUACACACGUUAGCACCACAUCCACCGCCUCAGCCCAGCCGCCCGUCGAUCCGCUCGGUCGUCAUGGCCACGAGCUCUACCCAUUCCGUCUCGACUCCGGCGAGUUGCCAUCGCUCGAACAACUUCUUGCUUCGAUCCGGUUGCGAUUUGAGGAGCGUUCCACCUUGCAUGCCGGCAACCCCCCUUUGAAACUCGGACUGCUGGUUGGUCGGGGCACCGAUACUUCGUCGUGGUGGCUCACACCAAUUCCUUCACCCGUCUCCAAACACUCCUCUAACAAUCAUAUAAACGCAUACCCGGUUCUCUGGGUUUGCUGCGACCGAUUCGGCGGUGCAUUCGGACGUGCACCAGUCAUCUCCCGGCCUGAGCUUCAAAGCGAGUCUGAGUCUGGGUCGUCGAAACCAGCACUUCACCCGGCUCAGAGCACUGUUGAAUCGCUCCCGCCGCAUCUCUGGAUGGAUUUCAAUUCCACGACUGCUCUCGCUCAGAUUCCGCCCAACUUUUUCGAUGUCAUAGCGGUCGACUGGUCCACUUGGCGAUAUCUCAGGCCCGCCGAUCUCGACGUCAUUACGGAGUGGACUCGGAUCCUCAAGCCGUGCCGGGCCCUCAGUUCACCUUCUUCCCCGACAGGCGGUUGCGCACAUCCUCCCGGAACAUGUGGCUUCCUCUUCGAAGGCUCUGUCAGCAGCAUUUGCUAUCAGGGCAUUCCACGGCCUCCCAAUGCCGCUCCCAGUUGGCAGCAACUUGGUUUCGAGUACGACAACCCCAGCCAUAUCACUAUUCCAUCGUGGUGGGCGGAUGUUCUCUCGAGCCUCUCCACCAUUCCGGCAAACUUGCCACAGGCGACGCAUUCCGGCGCCCCGCGGACAAAACCCUUGCGAUCGCCGCUGCAGCGAGUGCUUGCUGCCACCAGCUCCCGAUCUGUUUUGUCCAUGCCUCGGACCAUUAUCCCAGCCCCGCCUCGGUCCAUAGAACCGUCGCUAGAGGCUGCGAUCAACCAGAUUCAUCCCUUCUUGGUCCCAAAAUGUGCUGAUCUUUUCACGAGCCAUGGGUACUCCGUCACAUUUCAUUCACGCAGCGACAGCAACGCCUAUCCGAUACCCACUCGAGGAGUCAUCGACUGUUGGUUCCAAGCCAUCCGUCGUCCGAGUCCUUGUCAGACCCCCCAAUAGAUUCGUGCAGUCGAUGGCCGACGCUUUCUUUUGUUCCGAUCGGCCGCACGGUAUUUGCGCUGGCUUGAGCAUCAUGUCCA